CCACUCCUCCUCCUCCUUCCACCGCCACCACAUCGGCUGUUGUCCGCUGGCUUCCCCCGGUGGACAGGCUGCUCGUCCCCGGCACGGCUCGGCCCCUCUCCCCCCCUCUCCCGGGAAUGACCGCCUCCAAAUCGCGGUACCUUUUUGCCGAAAUCCCCUAAAUGGGCUUCGUGGCUGGGCCGAGGUUUCCACAGCAACUGGCCAUCCACUUCUCUCACUUCUCUAAUGAGGACAGCCGUGAGGAUUUAACAACGCGGUUCCUCGCUGCUGCUUCUGCUCCUACCGCUGCCCGUCGUCUCUGAUUUCUGGGCUCGAACUCAAGACCCGUCCAAAGGUCUCCUCAUGGGGGCGGGCAAGAGCAAGCCGAAGGAGCCCGGGCAGAGGUCCAUGAGUCUGGAUGGGACCAUCGGCACUGGCUCGGACAGCGGGCACUUCCACCACCUGGGCCCGGCCAAGCAGACGCAGACCCCCAACCGGAGCCCCGCGGUGGGCACGGGGCGAAGGGGGCACCAGGGGCAGAACCAGCAUGUGCCCACCAACACCCCUGAGCUCGCCUUGUUCGGAGGAGUGGACCACACGGGCACCAUCACAUCGCCACACCGCGGACCACUGUCAGGGGGAGUCACUACAUUCGUGGCCCUGUACGACUACGAAUCACGCACUGCCUCCGAUCUGACGUUCAGGAAAGGCGACCGUCUGCAAAUUGUCAACAACACAGAAGGAGACUGGUGGCUGGCCCGCUCCCUCACCUCCGGUCAGAGCGGAUACAUCCCCAGCAACUACGUGGCCCCGUCGGACUCCAUACAAGCUGAAGAGUGGUACUUUGGGAAGAUCACUCGGCGGGACUCUGAACGGCUGCUCCUCAACCUACAGAACCGGAGAGGGACUUUUCUGGUCCGGGAGAGCGAGACCACUAAAGGGGCGUACUGUCUCUCUGUGCUGGACUAUGACAACACCAAAGGCCUGAACGUCAAACACUAUAAGAUCAGGAAGCUGGACAGUGGGGGUUUUUACAUCACCUCUCGUACGCAGUUCACCAGCCUGCAACAGCUCGUCUUCCACUACAGAAAGCACUCGGAUGGCCUGUGCCAUGCCCUCACAGACGUGUGCCCCGUGUCCAAACCUCAGACCCAGGGCCUGGCCAGAGACGCCUGGGAGAUUCCCCGAGAGUCCCUCCGGCUGGACCUCAAGCUGGGGCAGGGCUGCUUCGGAGAGGUUUGGAUGGGUACUUGGAACGGUACAACGCGGGUGGCCAUUAAAACCCUGAAGCCUGGGACCAUGUCUCCUGAGGCCUUCCUGCAGGAGGCCCAGGUCAUGAAGAAGCUCCGUCAUGAGAAGUUAGUGCAGCUGUACGCAGUGGUGUCAGAGGAGCCCAUCUACAUCGUCACUGAGUUCAUGAGCCAAGGUAGUUUAUUAGACUUCCUCAAGGGUGAUGCAGGGAAGAUGCUGCGUCUGCCUCAAUUAGUCGACAUGGCCGCUCAGAUUGCCGCCGGAAUGGCCUACGUGGAGCGGAUGAACUACGUGCACCGGGACCUGCGCGCCGCCAACAUCCUGGUGGGGGACAGCCUGGUGUGUAAGGUGGCUGACUUUGGACUGGCCAGGCUCAUAGAGGACAAUGAGUACACAGCCAGGCAGGGAGCCAAGUUCCCGAUCAAAUGGACAGCUCCAGAAGCAGCUCUUUAUGGACGCUUCACCAUAAAGUCAGAUGUGUGGUCUUUUGGAGUGCUCCUGACCGAACUGGCAACAAAAGGCAGAGUUCCAUAUCCAGGAAUGGUGAACCGCGAGGUGCUGGACCAGGUGGAGCGAGGGUACCGGAUGCCCUGCCCGUCUGAAUGCCCCAGCUCCCUGCACGAGCUCAUGCUGUCCUGCUGGAGGAAGGACCCAGAGGAGAGACCCACGUUUGAGUACCUACAGGGCUUCCUAGAGGACUACUUCACCUCCACCGAGCCUCAGUACCAACCGGGGGAGAACCUAUAGACCACCACAACACAACCUGUCCCAUCCUACCCCAAUCCUACCCUACCCUAUCCUAACCCAUCCUACCACAUCCUACUCCACCCUAUCCCAUCUUACUCCAUCCUACCAAAUCCUAUCCCAGUCUACCCCAUCUCCAUCUCCAUCCAACCCCACAUACAAGAACGAUGUGCACUAACUAACCUCAGAGGAACCUUGGAGAACUGAAUCGAGUCACUGGUUUCCUCUCUGUGCCAUACAAAACAAACUAUUUAGCAUUUAUCGAAGCACCUCCAUCUUGUCCAGAAAUUUUGGGGAUGCUGCAAAUAUUGUGGCUUUAAAAGAGGAAACUCGUGUUGGGGGGAAAAGAUUACGUUUGCGAUUAUAUUUUUCCGAAGCAAACCAAAUCAGGAUAAAGAAGAGAAGAAGAGACGAGUUAAAUUCAUGGUCGAUUUCCAUAAAAAAUGAAAAGAGAACACUGCCACGAUGGUACAAGCCUAUCCGAAUUCACAUUUUUAAGCAUUUCUCAAUCAUUUUUUCUCAAGUGCUGCUUUUUAACUAACUGCAUCAUGACAACAGUUCUUAUUUUUGUGGUAUUAACACAGGCAUGACGACCAACCACCUUUAAUCUAAGGCUGGGUACUUUUGAGGUCUCUCUUAUCUGCUAUUCCCAGCUUGUAACUCCAUAAACAAAAUGAUGCUGGAUCAGAAAUUAAACAUUUUGAGCAGG
Molecule: messenger RNA, 2683 nt
Organism: Boleophthalmus pectinirostris (great blue-spotted mudskipper)
Lineage: Eukaryota; Metazoa; Chordata; Actinopteri; Gobiiformes; Gobiidae
Product: proto-oncogene tyrosine-protein kinase Src-like
Exons: 12
Coding region: 343-1977 (544 amino acids)
Biological process (GO): bone resorption; innate immune response; negative regulation of extrinsic apoptotic signaling pathway
Cellular component (GO): extrinsic component of cytoplasmic side of plasma membrane
Molecular function (GO): ATP binding; growth factor receptor binding; non-membrane spanning protein tyrosine kinase activity
Source: RefSeq, a predicted model, not a curated record